ACUGUGGCACACACGAGCGGAGGCGCGUGAGUCAAGACACGUGUGACGUGGGUUGGUGUCUCAUCACAAUUUUCAUGGGUGUUAAAGAAAAAAAAAAUAUUCACGACCUCUUCGUCUUCUUCCCCCAAUCUGCGAAGAACACAUGAAAUUUUCCACUGGAUCAACAAGAAUUAUGCAUCAAUUUAGCUGAAAAACACAAAAAUAAUUUCCGAUCUGAACCGAGAGUGAAUCGAUUUUGGUAAUUCUUCUUCUUAAGGAAAUCAAUUGAACCUGAUCGUUGUCUAUAUUUGAUCAAGACACUUGCCUUCUUCGUUUUCUUACUGUUUACUGGUUGUGAUUUAUGACGAGAGAUGGAAGGAGGAGGGGUUUCGGAGGCGCAGUAAAAUGGCGCGGAAAUGGAGUGGAAGUCUAAAUCUUGAGUCACUGGGAUCUGGAAACCUUGGUUGGUAGUUGGAAACCACUGGUCAUCUUCUUCUUUUCUGCAUAAUCGGUAACAAAUGACAAUAGUUCAGAGCAAGGAUUAGAUCUUUGCUUUUUUUUUUUUUUUAACCCGGAGAUCGUUGUUCUCCUCUCUGUUCCUUGAUCUGUAAUUAGUUGCUUCUUGAUCCCUAUUUGAGGACUAUUGAGAGUUCAGUUUUGUGGGUGAGCUUGAUAAUAAUCGCAGUUUCAGCGGAAUUUCUAGGGAUUUCGGGGGCUUGGUUUAUAUAGAGAAGUUGUUUUUAUUUACUUGUAUGCAAACAUGCAUGCCAGGCACCGGAGUCCGGGAAAUGGGUAUCGGUCUGGUUCAAUGAGCAUGGGACUUUCUGCGUCUCGAAUAUCGCCGGAGAGUUCAGUUAGAGGUCAUGGGUUGUAUAAUUCAGAGUAUCGGAGCUUCAAUCGUGGUUUUGGGCGCUGCCAGGGCCAGCCCAAAUCGUUUCCUCCACCUUCCACUCCUCCUCGGAGAAGUACUGGCGGUGACAUUUUCAUGGAAGCUGGUCGACUUGCAGCUGAAUAUUUAGUCUCUCAGGGCUUCUUGGCGCCUAGUGUACUGUCUGGUAAAUGGCAGAACGGUAGUUUGAAGAAUCAGGCGGGUGAGCUUCAGGAGUUUAGGUCUCACGAUAACGAGAAUUUGCAUCUUCCUCCUCCUGAUGUCCGGCCAUCAGCUCUUUCCCGGCUCGGUAAUUCAGUUUCCGAUGCUGGGUUGGGUCGGAGAAGGUAUGUCGACGAUUAUUCAUCAACUGGGUCAAGGAGUCAUUUGAAAGGAAGAAGACAAGGCGGGUCCUUCCGUUAUGGGUCGGAUUUUGGUAGAGAAUACGGGAGGAGUGGCUCCUGGUCUGAGAGAAAUAGAGGUUCUUCUGAUGUGGAGGGUGAUGAUGAUACCAUUCCCGCACAUCACGAAGAACAGCCGGUGGGUAAAGAUGUUGGUAGUGGGAUUCAGAAGCCGAGCUCUGGUGAGCUUGCUACAAAGGUUGAAGAAGCCGGUGAGUCAGAAACCGAGUUGGAUAAAAACAACUUCCAGGAUGAAACACGGUCUUCAUGUAUUGGAAAAGAUUCACCCCAUGAUGGGGAAGUCUCCACAAAGCCUGAAAAUUCCCCGGUGGAGCUGAAGAAUGAGAAUGAUGAGAACCAGAAAUUGGUUGCUGUGGAGGGGGAGACUCCGCAGCCAGAGGAAGGUGACUCCUCAGGGAAGAAGAACGUCACUGAUUUGUUGACAUUGUGCAAAUUCCCUAACUUGCGUACCAAAACUCGCUCUGCAUUAAUGGUGAAAGGUUCAAGGUCUGAUUCAGUAUCAAAUAGAGUGGGAACCACUUCUGAUGUCAAACCUUUAGUUGAAGAGGACCCUUUAAAUAAUUCAUCACGCGACUUGCUGUCCAAUAAAAAUCAUGACUUGCAACUCCCUGACUGUGACAAUUCUAAAGCUUUGUCUGUUCCGGAGUAUGGUGGAGUAUUAGUUCCUGAAGAAGAUGCUGAGCAGGCGAAGUGUCAUAGCUAUCAAUCUUUCCCUAACAGAGUUCUUGUGGAUGACAAUGAGCAAGAAGAAGACCAGGGGUUGACUGGCCUUAUGAGAUCAACCUCCAUGAUUCUGGAGAGAGGUGAGAAACGAGAUGCGGAAGAAAAUGAUUUGAGGGAGGAAGCUAAUAGACAGAGUAGCUAUCAAUCUUUCCCUAAUAGAAUUCUUGUGGAUGACAAUGAGCAAGAAGAAGACCAGGGGUUGACUGGCCUUAUAAGGUCAACCUCCAUGAUUCAGGAGAGAGGUGAGAAACGGGCUGCGGAAGAAAAUGAUUUGAGGGAGGUAGCUAAGAGACAGAGAGAAUGGCUUCCCUCGGUGGCUUCCAAGUCUGACGAGUGCUUUAGUAUCCCUUCUGUGAAUGAGAAAGAAGAGACUCCGGAAGAAGAGAAGCCUUCACAAAGUGAGGAGGUGACAAUGGCUGUUGAUCAUGGCAGCUUGGUAAACAAUCAUAGGAUCCCUGUGGGCGGUGAUGAACCAUGCAUUCAGGAUGCCCAAGAGAAGCAGCUUUUUCCUAGUUCCUUUAAGAUCUGUGACCUUAAUCUUGUGGGAGUAGCUGAUUUGAAUGAGAACAAUCAUGGUGAUCCUAUGCUUGUUUUCCCUCCUAUUUCAGAAAUUAAAAAGAAAGCUGGUCCGGUUGAUGUUGAUUUGUCAAUGAGUAGUUCCAAUAAAUCUGGUGAAUAUGGUGGACAUACAAGUAAUGGUAAGGAGAUAGAAGUAAUUGACUUGGAGAGUGAUUCUACACAAGAACUUAAGGCUGGUGAUAUUUUAGAUAGGAAGCAACAGUCUGUAUUUCUGGGCUUCCCUAAUCAUACUCAGAAUAAUGGUGAUAUUACAGACGUUACUGACUUCAAUGAUGGGCUUAUGAUGGUGGAGUUCCUCAAUUCUCUUGCAAAUCUUCCUCAUGUACCACCAGGAAUGAAUCCAGUGUCAGAAGAGAUUAAUCAUGCUACACAGGAUGUUAAUUCCCUACAGAAUGAAAUGUCCCUUCAUAAUGGAGAGGGGACGCUUGGUGAUCAAGGGCCUCUUGGUGAUGAUGAUUCAAUAUAUAUGUCCUUGGGAGAAAUACCAUUAAGCUAUUUGCGGGGCUGGGAGCAGCCACCACCACAGGAAUAUGAAAAACCGUUCUGAUUCAGCAGGUGCUGGGAAUCUACAAGGAUGUGCUACUUGAUGGUUAGUAUUGGUCACCAGAGCUUGUUGCAACAUUUACCUCUGCCUGUAGGCAACUAUGCUUAAGUUUAAUUUGAUUUUGUUUAUAAGAAUGCAAGUGUUUCUUCCAUUGAUAAGAGCUAUAUGGUGAAUGCUUUAUCUUUUUCGGCUGUUAUACCUCAUUUCUCAAAUGGUAAAAUUGUUCUCUA
Carica papaya (papaya) is the source of this 3345-nucleotide messenger RNA. RefSeq lists its product as uncharacterized. Lineage: Eukaryota; Viridiplantae; Streptophyta; Magnoliopsida; Brassicales; Caricaceae. The record is from RefSeq and is a predicted model, not a curated record.